Propithecus coquereli (Coquerel's sifaka) is the source of this 3735-nucleotide messenger RNA. RefSeq names its product probable maltase-glucoamylase-like protein. Lineage: Eukaryota; Metazoa; Chordata; Mammalia; Primates; Indriidae. Gene Ontology annotation, biological process: carbohydrate metabolic process. The transcript has 23 exons. Gene Ontology annotation, molecular function: alpha-1,4-glucosidase activity; carbohydrate binding. The record is from RefSeq and is a predicted model, not a curated record.
UACCACACAGAAGACAUGCUGCAGGUCAAGAUCUAUGAUGCCGCUAAUAAAAGGUAUGAGGUCCCAGUAUCUCUGAACACCCCUCCCUCACCAGUUGACCACCCCGAAAACUGUCUGUAUGAUGUUAUGAUUCAGAACAAUCCUUUUGGAAUCCAGAUUCGGCGCAAAAGCUCCGGCACUGUGAUCUGGGACUCACAGCUCCCCGGCUUCACCUUCAACGACAUGUUCCUCUCCAUCUCCACUCGCCUCCCCACUCAGUACGUCUAUGGCUUUGGGGAAACUGAGCACACAGCUUUCAGAAGAAACAUGAGCUGGAACGUGUGGGGAAUGUUUGCUCGUGAUGAGCCACCAGCGUACAAGAAGAAUUCCUACAGUGUCCACCCCUACUACAUGGCACUGGAGGAGGACAGCAGUGCCCACGGGGUGCUCUUGCUGAACAGCAAUGCCAUGGAUGUAACAUUACAGCCCACUCCUGCCCUGACAUACCGUACUAUAGGAGGGAUUUUGGACUUUUAUGUGGUUUUGGGGCCGACCCCUGAACUUGUAACUCAGCAAUACACCAAGUUGAUUGGUCGGCCAGCAAUGAUUCCAUACUGGGCGCUGGGAUUCCAGCUGAGUCGCUAUGGAUACCAGAAUGAUACUGAAAUCUCCAAUUUGUAUGAUGCAAUGGUGGCAGCCCAGAUUCCCUAUGUUUUCAUUUUUCUUCUCUUUCUCUAGGUUUGGCCAGAGCUGCCCGAUGUAAUUGUGGAUGGAUCCCUUGACCAUGAAACUCAGGUUAAGCUGUACAGGGCCUACGUUGCUUUCCCUGACUUCUUGAGUAGUAGCACAGCUGCAUGGUGGAAGACAGAGAUACAAGAGCUCUACGUAAACCCUCGAGAGCCAGAGAAGAGCUUGAAGUUUGAUGGAUUGUGGAUUGAUAUGAACGAGCCAUCGAACUUUGUGGAUGGAUCUGUCCGGGGCUGCAGUGAUGAAAUUCUUAAUAACCCACCCUAUAUGCCAUAUCUGGAGUCCAGAGACAAGGGCCUGAGCAGCAAGACCCUGUGCAUGGAGAGCCAGCAGAUCCUGCCAGACGGCUCCCCGGUGCGGCACUACGACGUGCACAGCCUGUACGGGUGGUCCCAGACCAGACCCACAUACGAAGCUGUGCAGGAGGUGACAGGACAGCGAGGGGUCGUCAUCACCCGUUCCACAUUCCCCUCUUCUGGCCGCUGGGGAGGACACUGGCUGGGAGACAACACAGCUGCCUGGGACCAGCUGGGGAAAUCUAUCAUUGGCAUGAUGGAGUUCAGUCUCUUCGGAAUACCGUAUACAGGAGCAGAUAUCUGUGGGUUCUCUGGAGAUGCUGACUAUGAGAUGUGUGUUCGCUGGAUGCAACUGGGGGCGUUUUAUCCAUUUUCCAGGAACCACAACAACAUCGGGACACGGAGACAGGAUCCCGUGGCCUGGAAUUCAACCUUUGAGAUGUUCUCCAGAAAAGUCCUCCAGACCAGAUACACACUGCUGCCCUAUCUCUACACUCUGAUGCACAAAGCUCACGUGGAGGGCAGCACUGUCGUCCGGCCCCUUCUCCACGAGUUUACAGAUGACAUCACAACAUGGGAUAUAGACCAUCAGUUCAUGCUGGGCCCUGCCGUCCUAAUUAGCCCUGUGCUGGAAAGUAACACUUUUGAGAUCCGUGCUUAUUUUCCUAGAGCCCGUUGGUAUGACUAUAGCAUGGAAUCUGGCAGCAAAUCCACAGGUGAGUGGAGAACCCUGGAGACUCCCCUCGACCACAUCAACCUUCAUAUCAGGGGAGGCUACAUCCUGCCUUGGCAAGAGCCUGCAAUGAACACUCACUUCAGUCGUCAACAGUUUUUGGGAUUGACUGUUGCUUUGGAUGACAAUGGGGAAGCUGAAGGUCAGAUGUUCUGGGAUGAUGGACAAAGCAUUGAUACCUAUGAAAAUGGAAAUUAUUUCUUGGCAAACUUUACAGCAGUUCAGACUAUCACUAGUUUUGCUAGUACAAGUACUACUGCUAGCACUAGUGCUACUGUUCCUAUCACAACCACUCCUUUCCCAGCAAGUACUCUUGAUGUUAUAACUAGUGCUACUGUUCCUGAUACAACUACUCCUUCGUCUACAAGUACUAUAUCCAGCACUAGUGCUACUGUUCCUAUCACAACCACUCCUUUCCCAACAAGUACUACUGAUGUUACAACCAGUACUGCUGUUCCUGAUACAACUACUCCUUCGCCUGCAAGUACUACAUCCAGCACUAGUGCUACUGUUCCUAUCACAACUACUCCUUUCCCAGCAAGUACUAUUGAUGUUAUAACCAGUACUGCUGUUCCUGAUACAACUACUUCUUCCUCUACAAGUACUAAUACUUCUAGCACUAGUGCUACUGUUUAUACCACAGCCAUAUUCUCUCCUGCUGCUGAUGCUAACACUAGUACUACUACUCUUAAUACAACUAUGCCUUCCCCUACAAGUAUUACUACUGCUAGAACUAUUUCAAUCACUCCUUUUCUGACAAGUAUUGCUGAUGUUAGCAUUCGUACUACUGCUCUUAUUACCCCUACUCCUUCCCUAACAAACACUACUGAUGUUAGUACUAGUACUACUAUUUCUAAUAUAACUACUCCUUUUCCAACAAAUAAUACUAAUGUCAACACUAGUACUAAUGUUUCUUUUAUAACCACUUCCUCUCAUGUAAGUACUGAUGAUACUAGCACUAAUACUGUUCCAAUUACAACUGUUCCUUCUCUUACAAGUACUGAUGCUGAUACUACUAGCAGUAGUUUUUCUAUUGUGACUACUUCUUUAUCUGAAAUUACUAAUGCUAUGGAUACUACUGUUAUUAUGGUAACAACUACACCUACAAAUACUGUUGUUGCUAGCACUAGUAAUGAUGCUUCUGUUACAAAUCCUCUUUCACCUACAAUGUCUGGUGGUGACAGCACUAAUAAUAGUAUUUCUAUAAUGACCACUUCCUCUGGUAAUAUCAUUCCUGUUGUGACUACUCCUUCUCCAAGUGCUGAUGCUAUUGGCACAAGUAAUACUAUUCCUGUCAUGACUACUUAUUACCAAACUCCUCCCACCACUCCUACUCCUACCCUUACUUCUACUCCUAAUUCUACUACUCCUAUUUUGAGCAUAUUUCCAACAAAUAAUACCUUCACUACUUAUAUAAUUACUAAUUUUACUACUCUUACUAAUGCGAACACCACUAAUUUCAACACCCUUGAUACAAAAAGUACCACAAUAAUAGAUGCUAUUGUUGCUACUACCAGCACCAAAGAUAAUGCCACUAGUCUAGAUACAGUAGUUACUUCAACAGACAAAUUCACUGCACACACCACACGGUUCUCUACUCCUCAUUCUGCUACUAGUACCAUACCAGCCUUAAGCCACACGACAUUAAUUCCUACAAAUUUUUCUACUCUGAGAGCCAUUGAUACUACUGAUGCAGAUAACUCCAGCAGCGUUACGGGUAACGCCACACACAUUUCUAUUCCCAAUAUCACAACAGCUUCAGACAUGAUAACAACAGCUGGUCUACAUACAGAAACUCACUAUCUGGUAACAGCAAAUUCUUUGGAUAAUGAUUUACCUAUUACUGCAACCGGUGCUACCACAGAUAUUACAAAUAGUACCACACAUGCUUUAAAUACUACCACUCCUGAUGGAAUGACCAUGGGUACUUCUGCUACUGUAUCUACUUCUAGUGCUCUAAAUUCUACUCUAGUUCCAUGA